GGAUUUAAACCUUGGUUAAAAAGAGAAAUUUGAGUGAACUGACCUGAGCGAAAUGAAAGUGGGGGGAAGAGAGCUCUUCAAGAGGCUCAUGUUAGUGACAAACACCAUGCUGAUAUUAGUGAGGGUAGAAGUGGAAGUUUAGGUCAAAUCAGGGUGGUCUGGUUACACCCGUGAAGUAGGUUGCUUUGAAGGGCUAUGUGUGGCAAUAGCUCAUUUUGGGUUCCGAGGAAAGGGCAGCUGGUUUUUAAUCUCCAUAUUAUCCUCCAAUUCAGUGGUCUCCAAACUUUUUUGGUCGCACACCCCCAGGAAAAAAAAAGAUGGCCGCAGGCGUGCCACCGAAGAAAAGAAAAGGGAGGGGUUGCUCUGUAGAAGAGCUGCCGCAGGCACGCUUCUGCUGCCGCUGCACAAUCGAAGGUAGAAGAGCUGCCGGUGGCGUGCCGGCGACGCUCCUCCUGCCGCGCACCCCCAGGGAUCGUCUUGCACGCACCCCACUUUGGAGACCACUGCUCUAAUUAACCCCUUAUUAGUGAAGGUUUUCACUUUGCUUUAAAUGCUUAAAGCAAAUCUGGCAGGUUAUACAGACAUAGUAUCCAUUCUGCAAGUUCCUUCCGAGAAUCGGGGAAGAACACUUCCAUUUGAAGUUUGGAGAAGGUAACAUGCAGGGGAAAGUGAGCAUAUAUUUCAUACUUUCCCUGAAAAGAACAUACUGCUUGUGUAAUGUGCAUACCACACAGAAGGCGGCAAGUCCACGUGGUAUGGGCUUUAACCAGGCCACAGCUUUGAGUCAAAUUACAUCCAAGUUUCCUGUCAGGGUAUAGCCCAGGGGUCCGUUGCCAAUUAUUGGGGUGUUUGCACCACAGGGGAGCCAAUGUGUGGUUUUCUGGGCACCUCCCCCCCCCCGCCAGUAGCAUCCCUCCCCCUUUGUGAGUUGAGGCGAGAGGGGACCUUGACGCCCACCAGCACCACUAUAGCAGGGUACUCCCCCCAGGAUAGUGUCCUAGCCCCUGGUUCACAUUUGAUCCCGAGGAUGUUAGAUACAUCUUGUAAGGAGAUGCCCUUGGGAUGCCCAUUGUUUUACCUUUUGGUAUCUGGAGCCUAGAUCAGCCAGUUCCUGCACUGAGCACUUGCGACAAGGAGAGGGCAGCAUGAGGUUGGCUGCCUCCACUCCAUCCCCAUAUGGGCUACCUAGGAGUUCAUCCAGCCCGACACCGAGAUUAUCCAAGAAAAAGUUGGCACCUAUAUGAGUUGCACCUUAAUCUGUAAAGCCACCAUUUGAUGAACUGGUGGCUGAAGGACCGGCAGCUGGAGGAGCCCAGGCGUUGGGUGCCUUCCCAUCCCACACCUGCAGACACCCAGCAUCUUCUGUGAUCCCACAUUCAUGCCCCCCUUGUGCUUCUCCUCAGGCCUGACCCUGGAGCCCCUACCAUCGCUCCCAUCAGUACUGCCCACCUGAGAUCAUGUGGCCAUACUAGGGGGAGUCUGCUGAACCCCAAACACAUGCAGAGGGGGUUAGAACACUGGAGCUCUUCCGGUGGGCCCUAACUGUUCAUGACUUCACCCUGUUGUGCCUGACCAUUGUUUUACAAUACUCCAAGCUGAUCUAAAAUGGACUGCAUCAGCACAACAGGACAAGCUAAAUACAGCUAAUGACUCGGAUAACUAAUAGGAGAGAACUUAAUUUCACCGAGUCGAUGAGACACUAUGUUUUCACAGAUUUAAUAAAGCAGUCAGUCACCGGGCAAUGGACCUGAUAAAAAUCUUUGCAGUAGUGAUCAAGAGAAUGAUUAAAGAGUUUAACUAAUUGAAAUGAAUUAGGCAUAGAUCACCUAGAGAAUUUAUUGCCUGGAAUUGGCAAAUUUUACCAAAGUCUUCUGACUGCCUAGUACAAAUAGCCAACGUAAUAUGUAUCUAAACAGAGUAACAGAAUUCUUUCUUUUGGCAAUGACAUAAACAGCGCUUCUGUCCACUUGACAUGCAAGGCUUGAUUCAGCACUGAAAUAUGUUGGUUGCUGGUGGUGUAAUCCUGGGAAUAUAAUGGUGGAAAGUCAGCAUUGCCUUGGGUCUGCAGUGGCUCAAGCCACAACCAGCCAUUCUUGUUUUAAGUUGCUUAAUUUCAGCCUAUAGUUUCAACUGGAUAUAAUAAUUCACUGAAGGCCUGCACAAGGCCCUAUGCAAUGAGUAAGCCGUUCUGUAGUCCCAUGUGGUGGAUAGAGUGACCAUAGCCCAAGCACUGGAGAGGUUACCUCUGCUCCAAUUCUAAUGAGGCCAGCACUGAGAUGAGCCUUGGGAGAGGUCCAGAGAGAAGCCAUUCACUUCCACUGAUGUGGAUCCAGUCGCCAGGAACCCCUGCCUAGAGGGACAGCAGCAACCCUUCCAGUCUAUAAACUGGACUAGCAGCAAGAAGUGGUGUUGUAUGGAGUCUCAAAGUCUUUCCCUAAAUUGGAAGAGUAGAAUUUUAACCUCUCCCUUCUACCCCUACCCACAGACCCCAUGCAGAAUACCCCAAAGACUGUGUAAUCAGGGUUUUUAAUGUUAGUUCUGAGUUUUAUCAAAUGUCUUGGAUGCACUUUUCAAAGAAUAUGUUCACAAACUAUCUGAGGAUGAACAUGUUCAGUCUUUCUCCCCCCACUCCUACUAAAUUUUUACUAAAGCUCCUCGUUCUUUCUGGCUAGAUCUUUGAAACUCUGUCUCUGAAACAUGCUCCUUUAAGGACCUCCUAUGUGGUACGUUUUUGUCUAUCAUUUGUAAACACAAUACGACAAAGAAUGAUUUUGGUUCAGUGACAAGGGAACUAGCUAUUUGCAUGUCAUGAGGUCUAAGGGAAACAAACUGACCCUCAACCUUCUUCUGCAGAGCCAAAAUCUGAUGGGAUCCUCAAAUAGCUCUGGCAGAUUAUUCUGUUUAUUUUGGAUUUAAUGAAUGCUUAUUUCUGUGAAAGCUAAUCUAUUUUCCCCCUUUAUUAUGCUACACAAGUCAUAAGAAGCAGCAGCUUGAAAGCAAAUAACAGCUGAAGAACCAAAAAAUGACAAGUAAUCACUGCCAUUACUGCAUGGAAUCCCUUCUUGGCAGGAAGUAUGUAUUUAGAGAAGAGAAUUCUUACUGUGUUACAUGUUAUGAUGGCCUAUUCGCUAACUCCUGUGAAGAAUGCAAAAAGCCCAUUGAAUGUGAUGCCAAGGAUCUCGCCUAUAAAGGCCACCACUGGCAUGAAGCGUGCUUCAAGUGUGCCAAAUGCAAUCACUCUUUAGUGGAAAAUCCUUUUGCUGCCAAGGAUGAGCUCUUGCUGUGUACUCAGUGUUAUUCUAAUGAGUAUUCAUCAAAGUGCUUUCAUUGUCAGAAGGCCAUUAUGCCCGGUUCUCGUAAAAUGGAAUUUAAAGGGAGUUGCUGGCAUGAAACCUGUUUUGUUUGUCAAUACUGCCGGCAACCAUUAGGAACAAAGCCUUUGAUCACCAAAGACAAUGAGAAUUAUUGUGUGCCAUGUUUUGAGAAGCAGUUUGCUCACCACUGCUACUCCUGCAAGAAGAUGAUAACUACUGGUGGAGUGACGUACCACGACCAGCCAUGGCACAAAGAAUGUUUUCUGUGUGCUGCAUGUAAGAAGCAGCUGUCUGGGGAACGGUUUAUUUCCAAAGAUGACCAUCCAUACUGCCUAGACUGCUUCCGAAAGCUUUAUGCAAAGACGUGUGCGGCCUGCAACAAACCCAUUACUGCUCUUGGAGGUGCCAAAUUUAUCUCAUUUGAAGAGCGCCAGUGGCACAGUGACUGCUUUAAUUGUGUGAAAUGUUCCAUUUCGCUGGUGGGACAAGGAUUCCUCACGCAGCAAGAUGACAUCCUCUGUCGUGAAUGUGGCUCUGCUGCAUAGUUAGAGAGAGACACGUUCUUCUUGCAUGCUGUAACCAAGUACUUCCUUACCUUGCAGUCAGAAAUUCAUUUAAAGGCCAUAAGAGUUAUUUAGUCAUUCAAGUUGCUUUCCAACAGCAGUUCAGGUCUAUCACAGUGCUCAGCUGCUACAUGCAUGCCUUAUAUCUUGUAAAAAGAUUUUUACACAGUUCUGGUUAAGAAAACAUUUCCAAAGAAAUUUCUAUAUAUAUUUUAAUGGAAAUACAGUAUGUUUGUCCUGGUAAAACAGUGCACUCUGCUGUUGGGAGCUUUAGAAUUUGAUAUUACAUAAUCCAAGAAUGACUAUGAAAAAUCUAUAUUUGGAAGACAUAAUAGAUUACCUCAAUGAAGAAAACUUAUACUAGUACUCUACUGAUGCAGACACUCAGGUGUGAAGUGGUGGUGGUGUAUUCUCCACUGGGCCACAAUAUUUAAUCAGAACAAUGUUUCACAGUCUUAGAAAGUCAUCAAACAUUACAUGUUAAGCAUGGCAAAAGAAGUAAUAAUAUUUCUUUUAUAUUGUUGUGCAGAUAGGAGUUCGAUAGAUAUCUCUGGCAUCUCAUUACAUAUGUCCUUUAUUAGUUGCUACUUAUGCUCUUCAAGUCUUAAAACACAAGUACACUUUCACAAUUACACAAUAACACAAGGUUCAUAAUAUCGCAGCUAGGCCCUCAGUUCACUUCACUUUGUUCUUAUAUCUCACUGACUGACUGGCAAUGCCCCACCCCUUAUAUACUCCCAAGGGCAUGGCUGACAACAUUCUAGGAGGUUCAAGGAAAAUGUAGUUCUCCGAAAGUCUGGAAGGUUCCAUGAGAUUCUACAAAGGUCCAGAAGAGUCUAGAAGGUUAGUGAAUCCACAUAUGAAAUAUCUGAAACAUUUUACUUCAAACAUUCUAUUUUUCCUUUUGUUUCUAACAACAAAAACAGCACCCACCCAAGCCUGGUGCCCCCCAAGCCUGGGUUGCCUGCACCUAAAUCUGGUGCUGCCUACCACUGAGAGUUGGUUUAUGCUCUGAAGCAUCAAAGCCUAUAUCCAUUCUUAACAAACAAACACAUAAAAAUCUGUUCCAAGACUAGUGAUUUGCAGAGCUGAACUACAGCCCCUUUACCAAAAUUAGCCAGUUUUAGUUAAACUUUUUUUUUUUUUUUUUUGCUUCGUCAACUUUUCAGGACAUAAAUAAACAAAACUACACUUUAAUCUGCCAUCAAAAUCAAUUAGCUCCCUCAAUCAGAGCGCUAAUUUAUAAUUUACAACCAGCUAACGUCUUAAAACUGCAACUGCCUUGUCUGCACUAGGAUUUUAGUACAUAUUAAACAUACACCUUUUUUCCUAGUGUAGAUAUGGCUUGAGAGUCACCUUCAUGUCUGCCAAGCCACCUCUCUCUCCUCUUGAAAACCCAUUUUCCAGAAACCCAACCAUCUUUCUCAUCAUGAAUAGUUUCUCCUUGCUCUCACUUCUUUGAGCUGUGAUCUAAUAUCUUUUCUUAUGUGUUUGCCUUGUCUAUAUUAAGAUUGUCAGUGCUUUAGAACAAGGAGCAUGUCCAACUCAUUUUGUUAAGAGCCAUGUACAUUUACCAGCAUUAUAGCAAGGAUUUUUAAUAUUAUUUUCAUUACAAUCGAUAGGCCAACAGAUCAAUGUAGGUUUGUUCCUAUAUCUCAUUUAUGUCACUUUGAGAGGAUUUCAUCUGCUUGCUGAGCUUUUAAAGUAAAAGUGUCUACAUUAAAGGCCAUCUAGAUUAGUGUUACAAAUGGUUCUUCCCUUUGUUGUUCCACGCUUUCAUGUAAUUAAACUAUCAUUAUACUGCGCCAUUGAGAAUGGUGCACUGAAAUACUCAAGGGCAGGUUUUGUACCAUUUACCAUGCUCUUGAUGUGUUUUAAAAAACAUCUUACUCACAUUAACUUCAGGAGCACAUGUGUCCUUUUAGGCGCUGAUCCAAAGUCUAUUGCCGUUAAUAGGAGUCUUUUCUUUGACCUCAGUUGCAGUAAGAUCUCAUUCCCUUAUUUAAUUGAAAGUGGUAAUUACAUUAAGAAGACAUAAAAAGAAAAGUACACUAUAUGAAAAUAGGCCAGUGCCAAACUGCAAUAGCAUAAAAUCUAUGUGGAUAAUAACUAACCACAAGCUCUCUGUUUUCUAGUCAAUAAAAUAUUGAUUUUUUUGCUUAA
Molecule: messenger RNA, 6040 nt
Organism: Chelonia mydas (Green sea turtle)
Lineage: Eukaryota; Metazoa; Chordata; Testudines; Cheloniidae
Gene: FHL5
Product: four and a half LIM domains 5
Exons: 6
Coding region: 3023-3859 (278 amino acids)
Biological process (GO): positive regulation of transcription by RNA polymerase II
Cellular component (GO): Z disc; nucleus
Molecular function (GO): transcription coactivator activity
Source: RefSeq, a predicted model, not a curated record